This is a messenger RNA of Trypanosoma brucei brucei TREU927, 759 nucleotides long. RefSeq lists its product as hypothetical. The record is from RefSeq and is a predicted model, not a curated record. Gene Ontology annotation, biological process: microtubule cytoskeleton organization. Bases 1 to 759 code for a protein of 252 amino acids. Lineage: Eukaryota; Euglenozoa; Kinetoplastea; Trypanosomatida; Trypanosomatidae. Gene Ontology annotation, cellular component: cytoplasm. The transcript has a single exon.
AUGCUCGGCUCAGGAAAAAGCAGCGGUGUGGUCAAUGAGGCCUCAAACCUCAAGGCGAACCAGAACCUGACAAGCGCCAUUGAGGAAAUGAACACGAAAGAGUACAUCCGCAACCGUGACCUCAAUGACGUGGUACCAACACACCGUCGUCAGGUGGAGGCCAUGAUGAAUAAAGGUAAUAACAACAAUGGCAAGGUCGGACUCCCCGCGUACGAUCCAGCGGCAGAAAAGGAAAAAGAACGAAAGGAACGCGGUCAGACGCACAUAGAAGACAGAAAUGACAGCGACGAUGAUGGGGAGUUGGAGGAGCUCCGCAAGCGACGCAUGGCCCAAAUGCAGCAACAUCACGCAAAGGUGGCAGAGUGGCGGCAGAAGCAACAUGGACAAUACCGUGAGAUAUCGCAAGAUGAGUUCUUUAGCAUUGUUGUGCGAGAGAAGGGCGGGAGUGAUGACGUCUGCGUGCACUUCUAUCACAAGGACUUUGAAACAUGCCGUGUAAUGGACAGCCGCCUGCUUGAACUUUCGCGGAUGAUGUUAAGCGUGAAGUUUGUGAAGAUCGACGCAGAGAAAUCACCCUUUCUUGUUGAGCGGUUGCAUAUUAAAACGUUGCCUUGCUGCGUGCUAUUUCAUAACGACGUUGCAGUCGACCGUAUUUACGGUUUUGAGGGCUGCAUAGGCGAAGAUGGCCUGCUGGACAAGGAACUCCUCGGUGAGCGCAUCCUACGUGCAGUUAACUGUAAGCAGGAGGAAUGCGAAUAA